Messenger RNA from Chaetomium strumarium, 2211 nucleotides. Its product is annotated as Neurochondrin-domain-containing protein. The transcript has 3 exons. Lineage: Eukaryota; Fungi; Ascomycota; Sordariomycetes; Sordariales; Chaetomiaceae. The record is from RefSeq and is a predicted model, not a curated record. Bases 169 to 2088 code for a protein of 639 amino acids.
AUGCGGAUGAUGAAAUUGGUAUGGACAUGAAUACCAUAGGACCGACCUGGCCCAGAACUCACUUUGUUCUUCGGCAGCAUUGAACUGCGCAUUUAAUGUGUACGUGAAUGAUGCCUUAUAGUACAGCUCAUCUUAAGGACCGAGAUUGGGCUCUAUAGGCCGGUCAGGAUGAGUGAAGCUACCACGGCACCCGAGCAGGGGCCGUCCAUCGACAAGAUCAAGACACUGCUUGGUGCAAAGGACGACACAUCCCGCUUUGUCGGCCUGGCAUUGCUCAAGUCAGUCCUGGAUAACACGCCGGAGCUAAGGAGCAAUGAGGAAGUCGUUGUUGGCCUGUGGGAGAGCAUCCCUCCAAAGUUCCUCGAUCGGCUGAUCCGCACCGGGUCCAAGCACAAGGCACAGGAUUCCUCGGAAUCGUCGCGCAGGGAUUCCAACGACAUGCUGGAUCUUGCCGUGUCGGUACUGCACACAUUUGCCGCCCUGCUCCCAGAACACGCCAGACAGAACGCUAAAUUGCUCGGCCGGAUACCGCAGCUUGUGGUGUGUCUCCUCUACUGCUCCAAUGACACCAUGCGGUUGGCGCUCGAGACUCUAGUGAGUCUGGUGAGCCAGCCAAGCGGUGCCCAGAUCUUCACGGCCGUGGAGGAUCCGUCUCCCCUGACCGAGAUUGCCUCCUCGCAACCCCUCGCAUUAGACACUUUGUUGUAUGCAUGGCUCAAUGCUAUGACGGCAGCCGCAGACAAGACAGAUCUAAAAUCUAAGAUUGACCGUACCAUUGGGAACCUUGUUUCGUCCUUCAAGGGCACUGAUGCGGUGACAUUGCUUGGCUUCUUAGCAAACUUGCUCCCUCGCCUAGAGCCCGAGGUUCUGCCAUUCAACCCCAGUUGGCUACCAUCAUUAGGCAGGUUCAUCCGCGACCUCGUCGUCAGCCGUCCCACAGCCGCUGGCCGCGCCGCCUUCACCAAUCUCUCCGCUGCGCUCCUCGAGGUCUACCCCUUACAGGCGCCCCAGCUGCUUUUCGCCGAACGGGGCAGCAAAUCAGACAACCCCUUCUCUUACCUCCUCAUCAACCUCAUCCUCGUCGACAUCCGCGCCACCCUCCCCACCCUCCUCGAGCAGCUAAACAGCCCCCAGUAUCCCGAAACCGCCAGGCGGCUCGCCUCAGCCUUCAACGUGGUCUCCCACUUCAUCGGCUAUCUGGUCCGCUCCAUGGACUCAGUCGGUGACAGCAGCCUGCCAUGGGUCAUCUCGCCCGACCUCCUCCUCAAGAUCCGCAAGGCCAUCUCCGAAACCAUGUCCCUGACGACGGAAUAUCUGCGCGACCGGUGGGACGCCUCGGUUGCCGGCGCAAUGGGGCUGCAUCCCGAAGCCCGCGUGGGAACCGCCAACACCGCCGCCGGGUCCCACUUCACGCUGGCCUGGGAUUCCAAGAGCGACAAUGCCGCCGACGACCCGCUCAUCCUGGCCGCCGUCCGCGCCCUGGCCAUCUGGAUCCGGGAAGACGACAACAACCUCCUGCGAAAGGAAGCCGCGGGGCUAUCCGACAUGUUACUCGACCUCUACCAGGAUGGCAGUCAGGGCAACGGCAGCAAACUCGACUUCCGCCGACCGGUGCUGGUCGCUCUCGAGGGGAUCAUCGUCGAGAGAAAGGGUCGCGAGGCAUUCCUCGACAACGGCGGCUGGUCGGCGCUGGCCGACGAUCUGCUGUCCAUCCUCGAGGCUAGCUCCACCGUCAGCGACGAGGCCGACGCCGCGCGGGGCAUCGAGAUCGUCCGGGUGCUGCUGCAGAUUGCCGAGGCGGAGCGGCCGGGGCCGAGGGAGGCGUGGAUGGAUGUCGUCACCCGCGUGGCGGCCUGGUACGUGCCCGAGGCCAAACAGUCGCCUGUUGUCGAGGAGUGUCAGGUGGCGGCGCUGCAGCUGGUCACGGCGCUGUUGGCGAAUGCGCACCCGGGCAUGCAGAAGAGAUAUGUUCAUUCGACGAGCGCGGUGUUGGGGAUUGCGAGUCAGCUGAAGAAGAAGACCUCGGGGGAUAAGGCGUUGGAAGAGGCGCUGGAGGAUGUGCAGGGGACGCUAAGUGGUCUGAGGUGAAUCCAACCUCUGUGCGGACUGCUGUCCCAUAACUCUCCGGGCCACUGUUCAGACGUGGAUCGGCCAGCGUCGAAAGCGGCGGCUUUGCGAGCUGAUUGGCAGAGGAUUGACGCUACCGGACCU